AACAACACCGUGACAUAUAACCUUUCCUGCGAUUUCAUAUAAUUUUGUAAGUAAUUAUUGUGUUGUUUUAUUAAAUUAAAACUUAAAGUUUGUAGAUAAUUUUAAAAAUUAUACUUUGCACAUUUAAAUUUUAAGCAAUUUAACGGUACUUAAAAAAAAACUUUGUUUUUGUAUUUAUUCUCAGUUUCCUCUUUGAAUUAACCUCUCUUUGAAGUCGCACAAUAUCGAAGCAAUGGAGGACCAGCCCAGUAAGCCAGUCGUCCCAUUGAUUCUGCAUGUAGACACCCAUUCUCCGCUACAAUACGAUUUUCUAGCUGACAAUCUUCUGGACAAAGGUUACUUUGUCUCUGAACCGGAAAGUAUCAAACUUUCCCUAGAUUUGGCGAACGAACAGCUGAGUCUGAAUAGCGACUGGACCGAUAUCGCGUUGAAACUUCUUGACGAUGGUGCACAUGUCAGUGAACGGAAUGCAAAUCGAGACACAUUUGUCCAUCUGGGCUUUGUUAAAGGAAUCGAAGAUGACAAGCUUGAUUCCUUGAUUAAGAAAUACCUUACGCAAAGUAAAAUUGAUGCUGUGAAUAAGGAUGGACUCAGUGUACUACAUAUCGCGUGUACGAGGCCGAAUGUUGAAUUUGUCAGAGAACUUUUGUUGAAGAAAGCUAUUGUUAAUCGUCGGGUUCCUCCACGUUCCAAUUCGAAAUUCGCCGGAUACACACCACUUCACAUCGCAGUGGAAUGUGGCAAUUACGAAGUGGCUAAUUUGCUUCUCGAAUACAACGCUGACAUUUACGUACCAAAUCUCAAUAGAUCGACUCCGCUUCACUCAGCUUGCUAUCGUCGAGAUCAGAAGAUGAUCGACAUGAUUCUGGCUCAUGAUCGCAUUACUGCAAACGUUAUUGACAACAAUGGAUUAUCGCAUUUUAUGGUCACGUGUGCAAGCAACGAAGCUGCUUUCGCCAAGGAGCAUUUACGCGUCGUCAAAUGCAAGAGUUGGACGUCGAUGGAAACUCUUAUCAACAGCUGCAUUAACAAAGCCUACGAUCAUCCGUUUGCUGGUUACACUCCUCUACACUUUGCUGCUGAAUUUGGUAGCGGCGCAGUCGUUGAAUUGCUAAUGAGUUGCGGAGCUAAUUGUUGCACGAUGAGCGCACGAUUGCUUACUCCGCUUAUGCUUGCUGAUCACAAUGGACAUGAGUACGUUACUGGACUAUUCAAACGUUACUGUAAGGGGUAUCAAUGGUAUGAGGCGGUAUUGACUAAUAAAAACAAUGAGAUUAUUGACGAAUGUGUUGAAAAGUGAAAUGAAAGUAUGCGAGUGUUUUGUUCAUGCUGAUAUUGCGAAUAUUUAUACCGUAGAAAAAAUUAUUUAUUAUAAAGACUCAGUGGUCAAUGUUCAGUGUCGCGACAAAAAUGAUUAAAAUAUAUCUGAAUGUUUAUUAGAAAGAAAGUCAGAAGAUUCGAGUGAAAAAGACAUUGCAGUUACCGAGUAUGUUAUACUGUCGAUAGUAGCAUGGCUAGUUAUCUCAUAGAUUUUAUCGAAUAAGGUUUUAUGUUGGUGAGCACGUCGAGAAAGUGAUCGUUUGUGUAACUGUUGAAUGUCUGUAUGGAUGAUCGCAGUUUUUCACUUGUUACAAUUCUAAUGAUCAAAAGAUCCGAAAAAUGACGGCGUGCAUUAAAAGUUGCGUUUUUAAUUGCAGGUCUCAUAUUUAGAUUGUAAAUACAGUAUGUUUAUGUAUUUUCCAAAUUUUUAAUUCUAUAAGUACGACCUUUCGUCUUUUUUAGUCAUAGUGGUAAACUAGUUUGUUAUUUUAAUAUAAGUGAAACAAUUUAAAAAUUAGGUCGCGGUAUAAGUGAUGUCACUAAGGUCCCUGUACGUCAUAUGGAAAAUUUGCCUUCAUAAUGUCGUCGCAACUAUGUAUAAUAAUGUGCUCAAAUAUGUAUGAUUCGAUAGUGCAUAGUAUUGUUCAAUUAUAUAUCAAGAAAUUUAAUUUUCUUAACAAACCUUUCUAAUAAGAUUACAUUUAAUCAAACUAAUC
Molecule: messenger RNA, 2036 nt
Organism: Phymastichus coffea
Lineage: Eukaryota; Metazoa; Arthropoda; Insecta; Hymenoptera; Eulophidae
Product: ankyrin-3-like
Exons: 3
Coding region: 233-1300 (355 amino acids)
Molecular function (GO): protein binding
Source: RefSeq, a predicted model, not a curated record